GCCGUCUUUGCAGUACUUAAAGGCUUGUGUGCGCUACUUUCCGUGUGAUGCAAUACUGAGUGGAAGAAAGCCGCGAAAGCGUUAAAUUAAGCAAAAUGCCUGCAGAUAUGUCUUCAGAUAAAAUUAUUUAUUUUGCAGCUGGUCCAGCCAAAGUGCCGAAAGAAGUGCUUCAACAGGCUCACGAAGAAUUUCUGAACUACAACAACUCUGGCAUAAGUGUAGUAGAACUGACGCACAGAGGAGCUGAUUACGAAAAAAUUAAUGAUGAAGCCGAAGCUGCUCUGCGAGAGAUUUACGACAUACCUCCCAAUUACAAAGUUCUCUUUCUACAAGGAGGAGGUACUGGUCAGUUUUCUGCAGUUCCUCUGAAUCUGUGCUCAUCCCCCGAUGACGUCGUGGAUUACGUCAUUACUGGCACGUGGUCAUCUAAAGCUGCUUUAGAAGCUGAAAAAUAUUGCAAAAUCAACAGGGUUUUGCCGAAAACAAAUGUCUAUACAGGCAUUCCUGAUCAAUCAGAAUGGAAGCUGAGCAACAAUGCAAAAUACGUUUAUUACUGUUCAAACGAAACCAUACAUGGUAUUGAAUUCGAUUUCAUACCGGAAACAAAUGGUGUGCCUUUAGUGUGUGAUAUGUCUUCAGAUAUUUUAACAAGACCUCUUGAUAUUUCAAAAUUUGGUGUUAUAUUUGCUGGUGCGCAAAAGAAUGCCGGAAUACCUGGUGUUGCCAUUGUUAUUGUGAGAGAGGACCUUCUUGGAAAAGGGAUGUCUGUAUGUCCUACGGUUAUGGAUUACAAGAUAAAUGCAUCAAACAAAUCCUUAUAUAAUACGCCUCCAACAUUUAGCGUAUAUAUUCUUAGUCUGGUGUUUAAAUGGAUGCUGGCAAACGGUGGCAUUUCUGCCAUGGACAGAAAUAGUGCCAUUAAAUCUGGCCUCGUCUAUGAAGUACUCGACUCCUCUGAGGGAUUUUAUCAUUCUGUGAUAAGAAAAGAGAAUAGAAGUCGCAUGAACAUCCCCUUCAGGAUCGGAGGUCCCAGUGGCGUCGAUGAACUGGAGAGGAAGUUCCUCAAUGAGGCAAAAGCUCGUAACAUGCUUGGUCUGAAAGGACACGGAUCUGUUGGUGGCAUUCGGAUUUCACUCUUUAACGCUAUCACUCUGGAACAUACUGAAAAAUUGGUUGAAUUCUUGAAAGAAUUUCAAGCGAAGAAUAAAUAGAUUUCUUGAAACAUUGGAAGAGAAACAAUUUUUAAAAAUUCCAUUUGAAUGUUAAUGCUAUACAUUUUAGAACUAUUCUUGCUCAAUUUUUGAUUCAUCUGUGCAAAGCAAGAAAUCAAUUUAAGCAACGAAAAUCUUAUUGGAAAAUCUUCAUACUAAUUAAAAUCUUAUUUAAAUAUUACUAUGUUUGAAAAAAUUAUUUCAGUUUUUAUUGCUAAUAUAUGAUCUACUUUUGCUUGAGCUUUUCAUUAUCUGCUCAGUUAAUAAAUCAAUCAAUAAAUCCUCAAUAUAUAAUGAAUAUCUUGAUGAAUGGCCUUUACGAAUUUCAUGCUACGAUUAAUACACACAGCUAUUUUUUUAUUAACUAUUAUAACCGUUCUUUGACAGACUUUUCCUUAAUAGAAGCAACGCGAAAUUUUUUUUUAUAAAUUAUAAAACUAAACAAUCGGCGAUUAUUUUUUACUAAGUUGUUGAUUAAUCUAAUCAAAUUGAAGCAGCCAGCGAAAUCUAUGAAAUUAUUUGCUGAAUAGUACUUCGUGAUUUCAUUAGAGUUAUGAGUUUUUUACAGCAAUUCUUAUUAAAAUAAUUUAUUAAGAGGGCGAAACAGAAAAGAUAAGUGAAGUCUAAUAAAUACAGAUUUACUUAUAGCAGGCGACAUUUAGCUUUGUAUAUUUUAUAACAUUUCUAGUUCAAGCAUUCUAAUUAACAGUUCAAAGCAAAAGUAAGAAAGGCGAUAAAUUUCAUAUUCUUAUCCCUACUUUUUAUUAAACUGAACAAGAAAAGGGCAACAACAACUAAACUCUUUGGAAUAUAGUUAUUUAUGAAUUUCUUUUAUGGAUUAGUGGUAAAUUUUUACAACUAUUUAUAUUUGCGUUUUCUUUUAAUAAAAAAAAAUCAGCGGAACUUCAUUGAUUUAAUAUCAAGGGGAUCAUAAACAAAAUUCAAUUUAUCCAAAUAUUUGAAUUAAGAAAAAAAAUGGUAUGAAUCUAAAAAUGUGCACAUCAAAAAAAAAAAAAAUAACAAUGAAAAUUUGCUUCUAAUGUUUAACAAUUUUGAUAAGAAAUAUUUUUUUAAAUAAUUUGUAACUAACUUUAAUAAAUAAUAAACAUAAUUUAUAAAUAAUUUGUAACAAACUUUAGUAAAUAAAUAAUAAGCAUGAUUUAUAAAUAAUUUGUAACUAACUUUAAUAAAUAAUUAAUAAACAUAAUUUAUAAAUAAUUGGUAACUAACUUUAAUAAAUAAAUAAUAAACAUAAUUUUAAGAAUAAAACGAAACCUGAUCAAAACAAAAACAAAAACAACAACUAAGAUUUUUGAUUUAAAUUGGUUCAAAUUCUAUUCGAUUUGGCGCAUUUCGAAUUAAAGUUAAUAAUUUAACAUUGCGCUAUUAAGUAAUGCAAGGAAUCGGAGAAAAACGCAAAUUACCGAUCAGUUUGUUUUAAAAACGUUCAAGUCUCUUAGUCAAGUCACUAAUGUUAGUUCUAUGAACAUUAAUUAAGAAAUUUAAACCAGAAUUUAAAAAAAAAAUAAUUUUUAGAACAAUUGUUUUCCUAAUCUUUUGUUAAUUCGAACAUUUAUUGUUACUCUUAAUAGUUCUUUAACAACUAUAACAAAAUUAAUUCGUCUCCUUACUUUAAUGGCUUCCAUCAUUGUUUAAUGUUUAAUUUUAAUACCUGAGCUGAUUAUAAAAUCUUU
This is a messenger RNA of Argiope bruennichi, 2905 nucleotides long. RefSeq names its product phosphoserine aminotransferase-like. Gene Ontology annotation, molecular function: O-phospho-L-serine:2-oxoglutarate transaminase activity; pyridoxal phosphate binding. NCBI's taxonomy places the organism in Eukaryota, Metazoa, Arthropoda, Arachnida, Araneae, Araneidae. The transcript is spliced from 10 exons. The record is from RefSeq and is a predicted model, not a curated record. Gene Ontology annotation, biological process: L-serine biosynthetic process. The coding region runs from base 96 to 1211 and encodes 371 amino acids. Gene Ontology annotation, cellular component: cytoplasm.